UUAAUGCAAAGUGCACUAACUUGAUUGAUAAUUUUUAUUUUGAUAAAUAUUUAUUUGACCUUUGCUCAUUUUAAUUAUGAGUAUAGGAUUACUACAGAAAUUACAUAGGACAAUUAUUACGUAUAGUGUCUCGAGAAUAAUGGCUGUGCGACCAUCAAGUGAUAUGGCAAAGUUUAAAGAAGCGUUGAAAGCGGCCAAGCAAGUCGUCAUACUAUCUGGAGCCGGCAUUAGUGCAGAAUCUGGAAUACCUACGUUCCGAGGAGCUGGUGGUUUCUGGAGGAAGUACCAGUCUUCAGCCUUGGCCACACCAGAGGCUUUCAGAGAAAGCCCUAGUUUAGUUUGGGAGUUUUAUCAUUACAGACGUGAAGUUGCUGCAAAGGCUCAGCCUAAUGCGGGCCAUUUAGCAAUAGCAAACUUUGAAAAAAAAUAUGGGAAUGAGAAGACAAUCACAGUGAUAACACAGAAUGUUGAUGGAUUACAUGCAAGAGCAGGGACUAAGAAUUUAAUUGAACUACAUGGAAACCUGUACAAAACUCGCUGCACUAAAUGUAAGGAGGUGUUAGUGAAUACAGACAGUCCUAUUUGUGAGGCAUUGGCCAACAGAGGAGCACCAGAUGCAAAGGUAAUUGGCUCUGAUAUCCCUGUGAAGUCACUACCCCAUUGUAAAAAGUGUGGAGGUCUACUGAGGCCCCAUAUUGUGUGGUUUGGGGAAGGUUUGGAUCCUAAUGUCUUAGAAAAUGCAGAAAGAGCCAUGUCAAAAUGUGACAUAUGCUUAGUAGUAGGCACCUCAUCAGUGGUGUAUCCCGCCGCAAUGUUUGCGCCACAAGCCGCAGCCAGGGGGGCUACUGUAGCAGAAUUUAACUUAGAAACAACACCUGCCACUCCAGACUUCCACUACUACUUUGAAGGACCGUGUGGCACCACACUACCAGAAGCAUUGUCAGACUGAAUUAUUUUUAGUAGGUGAAGGAAAGAUAUUUCGUAUCAUAUGGUAAAGGUGCCUUUAUAUUGUAAUAUGUUAUUCAAUUUUAUAUAAUAAAUUACGAAACAAAUGUAUAUAUGUAAAUAAAUAAUAUUUAUUCAGUUAUUGUUUGUACAUAGUUGUGUAAGAAUUGUUGAUGCUUUGUUAAUAUGUAUAGCCACAAAUAAAAUUAUUAUCACUUCUUC
Manduca sexta (tobacco hornworm) is the source of this 1167-nucleotide messenger RNA. Its product is annotated as NAD-dependent protein deacylase sirtuin-5, mitochondrial-like. Gene Ontology annotation, molecular function: protein-succinyllysine desuccinylase activity; NAD+ binding; protein-malonyllysine demalonylase activity. The record is from RefSeq and is a predicted model, not a curated record. The transcript has 4 exons. Bases 77 to 949 code for a protein of 290 amino acids. Lineage: Eukaryota; Metazoa; Arthropoda; Insecta; Lepidoptera; Sphingidae.